UCGUACACAUUCAGAAUCUCCAUAUCAUAAUUCAUCUCAGGUUCCAUCUAUGCCUCGUAACGAAGAUGGUGAUACAGGAAUUUGGGAAAUGUUAGAACGAACAUUACGACUUCAUCUAUCUAACUAUCAUCUUAUGAUGUCACUAUUGGCAAUCAACAAUCAUCAAAUAGUGCGGACGAUG
Messenger RNA from Funneliformis mosseae, 181 nucleotides. The record is from the annotation of a GenBank genome assembly. Lineage: Eukaryota; Fungi; Glomeromycota; Glomeromycetes; Glomerales; Glomeraceae.